Molecule: messenger RNA, 1929 nt
Organism: Danio rerio (zebrafish)
Lineage: Eukaryota; Metazoa; Chordata; Actinopteri; Cypriniformes; Danionidae
Source: RefSeq, a predicted model, not a curated record
GAAUUCAAGUAUCUCACUUCUUUUUUUCUUUUUAUUUGUUAUUUUCUAUCCGCUGGUCUCCCUUUAGCUCCAUGUGUUUAAAUCACGUGAACGUAACUUCCGGUAGGCUGGUGAGUUGUGUUGUGAUUAAAGCUAGCGUUCGCUUGUCGGUUUCAUUUUUUAGUCCUUCUUGUAAAAUGCCUUCGAUAGGCUCCGGGACGACGUGUGCAGUUCGUGGUUGUCACUACAACCGGAAAAAACUAAACGUGUGGUUAAAGCAGGAGUGUUAUGAUCACAAACCGCUCACGAAGUCGGACUGCUCCUGUCCGCAAUGGUAUUAUUUCUAUCGGCUUCCCACUGACGAGGAGGACCGGAGGAUUUGGCUCAGAAACCUGUACCUGAAAAGGCCACCAAAGGCCCUGUACGUCUGCUCGUUUCACUUUGUUGACAAGAAGCCGACAGAGAAAAAUCCCUAUCCGACACUGUGGCUCGGUCACCGCAUUCCCCCGGAGAAGAAGCGCCGUGUUAUAAAGAAAGAAACCACCGACGUUGGGAUUAAAGAUGAGCCUGAAGACAUAGCUAUUGACACUUUCACACUGACUGAUGCUGAAACCCCAGAUGGAGCAAUACCACAAAACAGUGCGCUUUGAUGAAGUUCAGCAUCAAUGAAGUAGAGUUUGUUUUUAAACUGUGUCAGUGUCUGUUUCAGUGCCUCUUGAGGAGCUCCUUCAUUUUCAGAUUCUUUAAGGACGCUCAAGAAACAAACCACAGCUUGGUGUGUGGAUUGAUGUAAUGGUUGAAUGCGAAAGCAUCACUAUGACCAAACCACUGGCAUUUCAGUACAGAGCACAUAGUCUGUUCAGAGAGGGCUCUUUAACCAUAUUCUGGAUUACAGAAGUAUAAAUGUGAUGUGCAGAAAGGAGAAUACUAAAGACUAACUCUCUCUGGCAUAUUAUUAUAUUGCCAGUAACUGGUUCAGUUCCCAGUUUGCUUUUCAGAACUCCCCGAGUUAUUUCUGACGUUGAUUCUACAAUAUGCUGGAAACAUUGUUCAGAGAUUUUGCUCCAUAUUGGAAUGACUGAAUCAUACAGUUGCUGCAGAUUUGACGUGUGAAUCUCCUGUUCCUGGCACGUCCUAAAAAAGCUCUACUGGAUUCUGAUGAACUUGAAGGACUGUGCGCUUUUUCUGCUGUAGCUCAUCUGCUUUAAGGUAUUAUGAUGUGCUGUGUUCGCAUCAAUCUUCUGCAGACCUCUGUUGAAAAAGUGAUUAUUGUUGUGUGUGAAGAUCACAGCUGAUCAGUAGUUUCUGAAAUACUCAGAACAGCCCAUCUGACAACUUCAACCUCAAAGUGAACAGUCUAUUUUCCAUGUGAAGCCAUUAAGAUUCAUUUCCGAAUAAAGCUUCCAAUGAGUCAAAGAGAACAAAAUCAUUGCUUCUUGAUGAACUGGUGCCAAAUAUCAAAAAGAAAAAAAUGCAAUUUGCCGUAGUUCUUAUGUAAUAAUUUAUUUGCGCCUUUGAAGAAUCUCAGUGAACGCACUGUGGCUUUUUGAGGUGUGAGAUUUUUGGGGAGGCAGAUACUCAAGACACUUCUGGAUGUAAUAAUACUGAAACGUAUUGAUGAUAGACUUUUGCUGAGGGGAUUAUAGAAUGACAGAAAACAUAAUUUCAUUUAUUGUGCAAUGUGGUAGGCUGGUUUGACCCUUCACACCUGUUUUUGUUAUUACAUGAUCUAAAAAUGUAUGCGCAUGUUGGCCUUUUUCUGCAAGUUUUCAGAAUGUGCAUAAAAUUUGGUGGGUGGAAAGAAAACUACGUGAAUCAUUUGGUACUCUCUGUUUGAACUUCAGCAGAUUGUCUCGACAAUGUCUAAAUGUCACCAAGUGAUUGGUUGAUUAUUUAUUUGCAUUAAUGAACAGGUGUACUCAAUAAAGAAACCAACAAGUGAAUAAUGCA